This is a messenger RNA of Carassius carassius (crucian carp), 754 nucleotides long. Its product is annotated as ly6/PLAUR domain-containing protein 1-like. The transcript has 3 exons. The coding region runs from base 335 to 754 and encodes 139 amino acids. Gene Ontology annotation, molecular function: acetylcholine receptor inhibitor activity. Lineage: Eukaryota; Metazoa; Chordata; Actinopteri; Cypriniformes; Cyprinidae. Gene Ontology annotation, biological process: acetylcholine receptor signaling pathway. The record is from RefSeq and is a predicted model, not a curated record.
AAUUCUGGAAUUCUUGUUUAUUAUUCAGUUAAACCCAUUUGAAGUGAAGUCUUUUAAUUUGCAUUCACAGUAUUGCUAAUAUGACAGAUCUUCAAUUAAUACACGGACAAUAAAACAUCCGUCUCUCGCGCGCCUCUUCAGUGGUGACAUCACCAGUCAGAGUUGCAUCCGGAGCUGUUGAAGAGCUGUUGUUAUUCCUGCUGUGAAGCCGCGAGGAGUGUGUGUGUGUGUGUGUGUGUGUGUGUGUGUGUGUGUGAGUCUCUCCCUGUGCACGCGUCACGAGCGGCGGAGCUCGCGGGAUGGACGCGUCGGCGCGGCGCUGAGCGGCUCCGGGAUGCGGCGGUGUGCGACGCUUCUGAUCAUCGCGCUGACGGCGGGUGCGAGCGUGGCACUGCAGAUCCAGUGCUAUCAGUGUGAAGAUGUUCGGCAGGAUGACUGCUCCUCACCAGAGUUCAUUGUUAACUGCACCGUCAACGUGCAGGACAUGUGUCAGAAGGAAGUGCUGGUCAUGGAGGACGGGAUUCACUACAGGAAGUCGUGUGCGUCGUCAGGGGCGUGUCUGAUCGCGUCGUCGGGGUAUCAGCAGUUCUGCACGGGGAAGCUGAACUCUGUCUGCAUCACCUGCUGCAACACAGCGCUCUGCAACGGCCCACGACACAAGAGAAGAGCGGCAUCCCACACCUGCAGACCCUCCAUCAGCCUCUACACCAGCCCACUGCUCAGCCUCAUGCUGCUCUACCUGUGCUCACACUGA